Messenger RNA from Olea europaea var. sylvestris, 687 nucleotides. RefSeq lists its product as uncharacterized. The transcript is spliced from 2 exons. The record is from RefSeq and is a predicted model, not a curated record. Lineage: Eukaryota; Viridiplantae; Streptophyta; Magnoliopsida; Lamiales; Oleaceae. The coding region runs from base 1 to 687 and encodes 228 amino acids.
AUGGCCGGCCUAAAGCAGAAGGAAAAGGGAACAAAAGGUUUCACCCUUAAUACUCUGUUUACUCCUGAGAUACUGUCGUUUCCCCUGCUGGAUAGAUUCAAGUAUUCCAGUAUAAAAGAGUACGACGGGACUACUGAUUCGAGAAAUCAUCUCAACAUCUACAUUGACGUCAUGAAUCUGCAAGUUGCUCCAGACCAAGUGAUGUGUAAGGCUUUCCCUCAAAUACUGACCAACACUGCCAGAGAUUGGUUCUCAACCUUGGAACCCAAUUCCAUAUCUUCCUUCGCGGACCUGACCGAUAAGUUUUCCACUUUCUUUGCCAGUAGCAAACUCAUCAGAAAGAUGGCAGCCUUCCUCAUGCAACUCUACCAAGGACAGAAUGAGACUUUUCGUGACUUCAUGACGAGGUUCAAUAAGGAAAGGUUGCAGAUCCCCAACCUCCAUAUCAAUGCAGUAGUCUCCGCUCUUACUCAUGCUAUAAGAUUGACCGAGCUCUUGACCAGAAGUGAGAAGUACAUUAAUAUGGAGGAAACAUUAAGUCGAAAGAGAAUCGGCCUGACUCAAGAAAGGGCCAAGCACAAGAGGCCAUAUGACUCAAGUCAACGGCAAGAGGCCCCUCGAAAUAAGCAGAGGCAGGAGACCCCGCCAUCAUUAUUCUCCAAAAUACUUCAAGAGCCAACAUACUGA